AUGGAAAAUUUAAUGAUCAAUGAAUUAAAUAACAAUAAUAACAACCACAAUAAUGAUAAUAGUAUUGAUAAUAACAACAAUAAUGAAAAGAAAAUAAAUAAUAAAAAAAUGACACAUUGGGAAAUGUUACCGUCAUCAUCUAAUUGGUACUGUACAUUAAUUGCCGAUUGUAAUGAAAACCAAAUAUUUAUCUAUGCUUGUAAAUCAUUUGUAUCAAUUUUUGAUGUAAAUAAAAAAAAGUUUAUAGGCGAAUUAAUUGGACACAAUGAUAGAAUUACAUCAGUUUCAUUUUUUAAAAGAAUAGAUGACAAUAGUGAUACUAUUAUUAAUGGCGAAGAUAGAAAUAAAUUAUGUAUAACGGGAUCUGACGAUAAAACUGUUAGAAUUUGGAAUUAUGAGGAUUUAAAGUGUUUAUAUUUUCACCAAGAGCAUAAAGCAAGCGUAACAUGUGUUUUAUCAUCUCCAUUGGUUUCAGAUUUAGUUAUAUCCGGUGAUAAAGAUGGUACAUUGGUUAUAUGGAAAACCAAAUUCAAUCAUGUUUUGCCAGUAAUACCAAUCACUGGUAAUAUUUCAAUCACUUCACUUGCAUUCUCACCAAAUAAUCAAGAUUUAAUAACAAUAGGUUACUCAAAUGGUAUAGUUAUAAUUUAUAAUUUUAUAUUACGUACAAUCAUAUGCAAAAUUUCAGCACAUUCAUCUGAUGUUUUAUCAAUAGUUUGGUUUGAUUCAAAUAUAAUAUAUUCAAAUAAUAUUUUUAAUACAAAUAAGCUAAAUUUAAAUAGUACCGAUAAAAAUAUUUUACCUUGUGGUGUUUAUUUGUCAACUUGUUCAAAAGAUAAAUCCAUUAAAAUUUGGAAACAAGUCGGUAAUAGUAUUGAUAUUGGUUUUACAUCGCUAUAUCAAUUUAAUCCAGCAAAAUACUCAAUUCAACAUAGCAGUGGCGGUUCUUCAAUGAACGAAAAGCAACAAAGAGUAUGGUUAACUUUAUCAUGGUCACCUGCCUCACCCCAAUAUUUAAUAUCAAAUUCAUUAACUGCUGAUAUCUUAGUCUGGGACUUGAGCAAUUUAAAGCAAGCACCCGAAAAGUUCCAAACUGGUCACCAGAGAUUAAUAUUCAACAUUAUACAGGUACCAUCUCCAUCAACUAGUGUCAGUGUAGAUCCUAAUGAUACUUCAUCUUCAUCAACAAAUAAACCAAAUACAGCUAAAUAUAAAAAUAAAAUAAUAACAUUAUCACUAGAUAGGCAAAUAAUUAUUUGGGAGAAUAUGAAAUGGAAAACUAGAAUUCAAGCAUUGGGAGGUUUUGUUUAUAGUAUUGAUACAUGUAGCUAUACACCAAAUACCUUUGCAAUUGGUUGUGGGGAUAACACCAUUAGAUUAUGGUCUCCAACUGAAAACCAAAAGGAUAGAUACGAAUCAAAGAUGCUCUGGAAAGGGAUACAAUCAAAAGUUACAGCAAUUUCAUUUUGUAAAGAUUAUGGUAUCAAUCAUUCAACAUUAAUAGCAUUUGGCAUGGACGAUGGAAGAGCUGGUGUUUACAAUAUUAAUAAUAAUCAAUCAACAAUAUUUCCAGGGGGUCACAAAAAUGAAAUUUAUGAAAUUGUAUGGAAACCACCAAAUAAAAAUAAUACUGUAGAAAAUAAACAACAAGAAAAACCAAGUAAAAUCUAUACAAUUGGAAAUAAUGAAAUAUUUGAAUGGGACUAUAAUCAUUUUGACAAAGGCUUUACAAAUAUGGGUCCAUCUAUUCAAUCUAGAAAUCCAAACGAAACAUUUAGCAAACAUAGAACUGAUAUCAAUUGGAAUUUAGAUGGUGAUAUGGUAGCAAUUGGUCAUUCAGAUGGAACUAUAGAUAUAUUUAAUUCAGAUUUUAAACUAUUAACAAGAAUCAAAGAACAUAAAAAAUUAAUAAAUAGAGUAAAAUGGAGCCAAUUCCCUGAGCAUAAAAAUACUUUAGCUUCAGCAUCCAAUGAUAAAAAAAUUAAUAUUUAUAAAAUAAAUCAAAUCAAACAAAAUAUUGAAAAAGAUGAAAAUCAAGAAGAAAAUCAAAAAAAAGAGGGAAUAGAAGAAUUUAAAAUUGAAUUGAUUUAUCAAUUUUCUGGACAUAGGAAUAAUGUUUGCUCCAUUGAUUGGUCGAAACAUGAUUGGAGAUUACUGGCCUCAGCUUCGGCAGAUGGUACAAUACAGGUAUGGAAUAUUGAAAGUAAAGAGUUGGUUUCAAAUAUGAGAGGUCAUGACGGAAGAGUAUUUACAGUAUGUUGGAGCUUUGUCGAACCAAACUUAUUAUCAACAGGUGGUGAAGAUCAAACUGUUAGAAUUUGGGACUAUACCAAGCAACCGUAUAAAACUCCAAAUGAAUCAUUACCAACUAAACCAUCACCACCACAAAUAGCAAUAUCAUUAAAUAAAAAAAUUGAGGAAAAUAAACAACAAAACUUACAAGAAACUUUAGUCAACACAAACACAUCAUCAUCAACAACAAGUACAGCCAUAGCAAUAAAUAACCCAGUUUCUCCAUCAAAAAACCAAAGCUCAACAUCACCAGUAUUAUUACCAGAAAAUUUACCAAAAAAAAGACCAAUAUUAUUAUUAAAUAAAGAUAUUGUUCAAAAAGUAGAUAAUACUCAAUCAGUAAUACCUUUAGCCAAAUAUAUUUUAGAAAAUGAGGAUAAAGUAAAUAUUGAUUAUGGUGGUAAUUGUGGAAAUGAUAAAAUAGAAGCAAUCUUUUCAGAAAAGAAAUUGGUUAUUGAUAAACUAAUCGAAAAAGAAUCAAAUGAAUUAUUAAAGAUUGACGAUAUUGAAAAUUAUUUAUCAAUUAAUUGUUGGAAUGGUAAUAUAAAGAAUGCACUGUAUCAAAUUAUAAAGAAUGGAAAGUUAACAGGUAAUAUUGUUGCACUAAGUAUUCAAGCCGGCAGGGAAAUUUAUGAAUCAAUUUGUUCGUUAUACUCUCAACAACUUAUAUGCACUGGUGAUUUCCAUAUGGCAGUCUCUUAUCUUUUGCUAACCGGCCAUGUUAAAGAUGCUAUCGAUGUCUAUAGAAAUGCAAUGCUAUAUCAAGAAGCAAUCCUAUUGGCCAAAUCUCGUUUCCCAAUUGAUGAUCCUAUAAUAGACCAAUUAUUUUUAGAAUGGGCUAAACUAACUGAAACAUCUCAUUCAAUUCAUAGUAUAAAAUGUUAUUUAGCAAUUUCAAAAUCUCAAUACGAAACAACUAAAAGUGAAAUUUUAAAAAUACUCUCAAUACCAACAAAACAAACUUUAAAAAUUCAAAAUGAUUUAAUAAAUUAUUUAAAAUAAAAAAUCAUUAUAAUAAAUUUUUUA
Dictyostelium purpureum is the source of this 3318-nucleotide messenger RNA. RefSeq lists its product as uncharacterized. The record is from RefSeq and is a predicted model, not a curated record. The transcript is spliced from 3 exons. Lineage: Eukaryota; Evosea; Eumycetozoa; Dictyosteliales; Dictyosteliaceae. Bases 1 to 3294 code for a protein of 1097 amino acids. Gene Ontology annotation, molecular function: protein binding.